AUGGCCGACAAAACUCCAACCAAGCGUCCAGAGCCUACAGCUUCUGAGGCCAUGUUCUUCUUCGCCAUUGUCAAGCACACUCGCAACCGUGCGGACAUUGACUGGGACGCCGUUGCUCAAGAGCAGGGCUUCAAGAACGCCGAAGUCGCCAAGGUUCGCUUUGGUCAAGUCAAGCGCAAGCUCGGCAUCGACCCCAACGUCACCCCAAAGAAGGGCAGCAAUGCCUCUCCCGGCGGCGCCUCGACUCCCAGCAGGGUCCGCAAGACGCCCACCGGCCGUACUGGAACCAAAGGCAGAGGCCGUGGCAGUCGUGCCAAGAAGGAGAACGACGAAGCCGCCGCAGCUGAGGCUGAGGCUGGAGACGACACCACCACUGCUGUGGAAUCUUCACCCUUUGGCAAAGGAGAAGAGGAUGACAGCAUCAACUUCAAGGCUGAGCAUGGCGAGGACCCUUUCUAA
Trichoderma gamsii is the source of this 459-nucleotide messenger RNA. RefSeq lists its product as hypothetical. The record is from RefSeq and is a predicted model, not a curated record. The transcript is spliced from 2 exons. NCBI's taxonomy places the organism in Eukaryota, Fungi, Ascomycota, Sordariomycetes, Hypocreales, Hypocreaceae. Bases 1 to 459 code for a protein of 152 amino acids.